Molecule: messenger RNA, 2892 nt
Organism: Strongylocentrotus purpuratus (purple sea urchin)
Lineage: Eukaryota; Metazoa; Echinodermata; Echinoidea; Camarodonta; Strongylocentrotidae
Product: solute carrier organic anion transporter family member 4A1
Exons: 11
Coding region: 297-2507 (736 amino acids)
Biological process (GO): sodium-independent organic anion transport; transmembrane transport
Cellular component (GO): membrane
Molecular function (GO): protein binding
Source: RefSeq, a predicted model, not a curated record
AUCUAUGUAACUAUAAUUGUUGUAGCAAAACAAGUCGAGCUCGAGGAGUACACGCAAUGCAUGUGCAAUGAUUACGUAACAACAUCUAACAGAUUAGCCGGAAGGUGGAUGGAGGGAUCAACUAAGGAGAAGAAGGUGGCGAGAUUAACUUAGACAAAUGUCGUCAUGACUCGAGACUCGGUUCAUUGUCCAGUGAUGGUCAUGACUCUGUUGUAACUAAAUUAAAAAUCUCUUUAGUUUGAGACCCCAAAUACUUAUAAAUUGCCAGGAAUUUCUUAAGUACAAGAGAGGUAGACAUGGCUGAAAAUGAUCGGAGCGGUGACAGAUCGCCUGCCAGGAUGUCAGGGGAAACAGACGAAGAGCUCUCGCCUGUAGCUGGUGUGCGGACCGCAAUGCUGGAUCUCGAGCGUGCGGACGGGAUUGUUUCUGAAGCAAACGAGAUUGAUGAUGAAGAUGACGAUGUUUUUGUUGAUGAAGCACCAAUCGACGAACAACUAAUGAAGGAAAUGUCGUGUGGUUGGUGUGGCAUCACUGCUAAAUGUUUAAAGCCUUGCAGCUCAAUCAAGGGCUAUCUCUUGGCCCUAUCACUGACUGGUCUCUUCCACUACCUCGUCCCUUUCGGACUCUUCUUCGCCGUCCUAACAACGCUAGAGAAACGCUUCCAUUUCUCCAGCACGGAGAGUGGUAGCAUCGCCAGUGCCUACCAGUUCUCGGCAAUGUUCUUCACUGUCUUUGUGGGAUAUAUUGGAGAGAAGGGGCACAAACCAGUCUGGGUUGGAGUGGGAACCUUAGCUCUGGCCGUAGGGUCCGUCCUGAUCGCUCUGCCCCACUUUCUGGCCGAGCCCUACCAUGUGAUGCCUCUCAACCAAUCAGGAGAGGACAGCCUUGUUUGCCCAGGUGUCGACAACACUUCCAUGCUUCAGGAGAAAUGUGAUUCGGCUGGAGGUGUAGAAGAGCAAUCAAAUGAUUUCAUUGGAUUGUUCAUAUUUUCGAUGGUUUUGAUCGGCUUUGGCGCGGGUCCGGUCUUUACUCUGGGACUGACUUACAUGGAUGAGAACCUCCAACCAAAAGAUUUUGGACUUUUCCUCGGUAUCUACAACUCUUUCUUGAACAUUGGUCCAGCCUUAGGGUUCUUUGUAGGGGCAUUAACAUUAUCACUCAACACAGAUAUACAGCUGGAUGGAGACAGUGUGUCCCUGACCCCUGAUAAUCCUCUUUGGGUAGGCGCAUGGUGGUUGGGGUUCCUUGCAGCUGCAGCCGUUGUACUUGUCUUAGCAUUCAUCAUCAUGGGCUUCCCAAAGAGACAACCAGGUAGUGACAAAAUAGCAGAGAAACGUUCAUCAGAAGCCCAGAAGGGUAGUGAAUUUGUUUCGCAGGAGGGCUUCUUGGAGAAAGUAUUUGAUUUCCCAAGAGCACUCUGGAAGAUCGUGACCAACCCUCCAUUCAUGACCCUCUGUUUGGCCACGGCAACGGAGUGGUUCAUCAUGGUCGGCUUGGCGGUCUUCGCUCCAAAGUUCUUCGAGGCCCAGUUGAACAUGACUUCCAGUGAAGUAGCGAGUAUAAUAGGAGUUAUAUCGAUCACUGCUCAGCUGAUGGGUGCUUUAGGCAGUGGAAUUGUAAUCAACAGACUGGAUCUGAAGUUUAGAGGCCUGAUGAAGUUGUGUAUGGUCUGUGUGUUCAUAUCUAUGCUCGCAUCGCUUGCGUUUACCAUGCACUGUCCUGUUGUGCCUUUUGCUGGUGUUACCAGUUCCCAAGAAAGGUCAAUGCCAAUAAAAGGAGCAGAGAGUGCAUUCUCACUGCCCUGCAAUACCCACUGCGAUUGCACUUCCAAGUCCUUUGAGCCUGUGUGUGGCAGUGAUGACGUCAUGUACUAUUCCCCAUGCCACGCUGGGUGCAACCGCAAAGACACCUUUGUUGAUGAAGUGAUCUUCAGAAACUGCCAGUGCACCAACCCAAACAUGCCCUCUACUGCAUCAUCUCAAGUACACAGCUACAAUAUCACGGGAGCUGUAGCAAACACUACUUUAUUAACUCCUGUACAAUCUCAAGACCCGCUGGAGGAGGGGUAUGCCGUCCCGGGGCGUUGCCAGAGGACAACCUGUCCCUACAAGUGGCCCUACUUUGUCCUGUUAUGGGUGCUCUUCUUCAUCAACACUUUUGGCGUUGUUCCGGCCUGGGCUGGCAGUAUAAGAUGUGUAUCUCAUUCACAGCGUGCCUUUGCUCUAGGGGUGCAGACUGUUGUCUAUGGCUUUGGAAGCGCCCCAUCUCCCAUCAUCUUCGGACUCCUGAUAGACAAGUCCUGCCUGGUGUGGGAGGCCCUCUGUGGUGGAGCGCAGAUAUGCUGGCUGUACGACAACCGCACCUUGGCCUACACCAUGCUGGGGUUGUGCCUCUGCUGCAAGGUCCUCUCGCUCAUCUUCUUUGGUUGCGCCCACCUGUUCUAUCGGCCUGUCCUUGACUGCGAGGAAGGAGAAGAAGAAAGAGUAGAAGAACAGAGAGAAGGAUAAUACCUAGUUAAUGGUACAUGUACUUAGAAUGGAGGAAUAUGGAUGGGUAAAAUGAGAGAGGUAAACAGAUGGAUGUUGGAGAAUGGAGCUGAAAUCUCCUCUGGUUUUCAUGAGGUUUUUUUGCACCUACCUGUUUUAAUCGGCCUCUGGUUGACUUUGUAAGAGGAGAAGGAAGAGCAAAAGAUCAGAGAGAGAAAUAACAAUUUCUUGGAAAGAGGAGUAAAUGGAGCUUAUGUUAGGAAUAUGGUGGGUCGAAAAAUGAGCCCGCUGAGUACUCGAGCAGGAUGUUCUUCAGGAGAGUGUUUCACAAAGAUCGACGUUAAGUUGGACUUAACUAUGGCAGGCCAUUCAUGCCACUGGUUGCUCUCACCAUUGGUCUCUCAAU